AUGACUGUCGCACACGACUUGACCCGCCGCGGGUCCACCCAGCUCGUCACCAACAACGGGCUACCCCUUGAAGACAGGUUCGAGGUGCUGAAGGAGAUUGGAGAUGGAAGCUUUGGAAGUGUCGUGCUCGCGAGAGUACGGACGGCGGGCGCCAGUGUUGCCCGUCGUGGUACAGUGGUCGCCAUCAAGACCAUGAAGAAGACUUUCGAGUCGUUUCAGCCAUGCCUGGAAUUGAGGGAGGUUGUGUUCCUGAGGACGCUCCCCGCUCACCCUCAUUUGGUUCCGGCCCUUGACAUCUUUUUGGAUCCAUUCACCAGGAAGCUCCAUAUCGCCAUGGAGUACAUGGAGGGCAACCUCUACCAACUAAUGAAGGCCAGGGACCACAAGUGCUUGGACAACGCCAGCGUGAAGAGCAUCCUGUACCAGAUCAUGCAAGGUUUGGAGCAUAUCCAUGCUCACAGCUUCUUCCACCGCGAUAUCAAGCCAGAGAACAUUCUCGUGUCUACUUCAGCUCAUUCGGAUUUCACCAACUCUUUCAGACGGUAUUCUGCUCUUGUCACGCCACCAUCGACGCCCCCAUCUUAUACCGUCAAGAUUGCCGAUUUUGGUCUCGCUCGUGAGACGCAUUCGAAGCUUCCUUACACCACGUAUGUCUCCACCAGGUGGUAUCGUGCCCCAGAGGUACUGCUGAGGGCGGGCGAGUACUCGGCCCCGGUGGAUAUCUGGGCCGUCGGUGCUAUGGCCGUGGAGGUGGCCACCCUCAAGCCUCUCUUCCCCGGUGGAAAUGAGGUCGACCAGGUCUGGAGGGUAUGUGAAAUCAUGGGAAGCCCAGGGAACUGGUACAACAAGGCUGGUGCGCGCGUCGGCGGUGGAGAGUGGAGGGAAGGAACCCGUCUUGCUGGAAAGCUCGGGUUCUCCUUCCCCAAGAUGGCGCCUCACUCCAUGGACACCAUCUUGCAGACUCCCCAAUGGCCUUCGUCGCUCAGCCAGUUUGUUACCUGGUGCCUCAUGUGGGAUCCCAAGAGCCGACCGACAUCUACUCAGGCGCUUGCCCAUGAGUACUUUGCCGAUGCCGUUGAUCCUUUGCGCCCAAAGUCUGCGUCCAAGAUCCUGGGUCGUAAACAGUCUGACAUCAGUCGGGGAAAGGACUCUAACGCGACCACGCCAACGGCUACAUCAAAGCCGUCUUCGUGGUUCAGAAAGUCGCUCAUCGGUCGCUCCGAGAGUGUCGAGGUUAUGGCCGCUCCGCAGCCCGCCCCGAAAGAAGCACCAGCACCAGCUCCUGCUCCUGCUCCUGCUCCUCGCCCUGCCCCGAUCGCUCGACCUGCCGCUCCCGUCGAGCCACCACAGCCGGUUAUGCCUGCUCCACGACCCACGGUCGCAAAAAGAGCAACCUGGACAAACGGCCCUUCGAACGUCGCACCAAUGCCCAUUCUUCCCACCAUCCGUCCCAUCUCACCUCUAUCGCAGACUGUCACAGCCCAACCCGCACCAGUGUACAAUGACGCCUAUGCGAAUGCGGUUCAGAGACACGCCCCAGUUCAAGAGAAGUCCUCCAAGAAGAUUGGCAGGCAGCUCUCAGUCCAAUCGAACACCAAUCACUACGCUGAACUUCACAGGCAACAGGCAGAACGAGCUCUCAAUGGACAGUCUGGCUUGGUGUCGCCACCGAGUGGACACAAGGAGAGCUUUUUCUCGCACCUCCGGAAAAGAGCGAGGAGGUUCUCGGGCAGACAUCAGACGCCCAUGUCGCCCAGCUCUGACGAUAUGGAGGCCCAGGCAGGUUGUGGACCAUGGGCGAGCAACCGCUCAUCAAUGGUGAUCGACAACCCGGCACCCAUCCCCGUUCCAAAAGACACGUAUGAGUCCCUCGAUAAGACGCUCCGCGAGGGUCAGCAAAUGGCCGAGGUACCUCCUGCGCCACCGGCCCAUCAAGUGAAUCAACUAACGCCAAGCGGUAAUCUCAAGCGCCACCACUCCCUCCCUCACCACCAACCAAGAUCGGUCGAUAAUCUGCUUGUCGCCUCCCGAGGAACCGGUCCCGUAUCUAGCAGGACACGAAGAGCCCAGGCUGCGCACGGUGUCAACCAAUACGACGACCCCAACGAGGAAGACGAACUUCUAGAUGAAGUGUUGACCUCGACCCACCGUGCCAUGAAGCGCCUCGACAACGAGAAGCCUCUGAGGCAAUCAGCUAGCAAUGUCGUGUUGACGAACCCUUACCCGACCCCUUCGCCCUCCGCCAGCGGAAACGUAAUGCUUUUUGGUGACGGCAAAGAAGCUGUCACGCCCAAGCCAUUGAACUACGGCAAGAAGGCUGCCGAAUACAAGUGGCCCACUCCCCCUUAUGACGAGGGUGACUGGGCGGCUUCGGCUUCGGCAAGCAUAUGGGCGGCGGGCAGUCGGUUUUAA
Molecule: messenger RNA, 2412 nt
Organism: Podospora anserina S mat+
Lineage: Eukaryota; Fungi; Ascomycota; Sordariomycetes; Sordariales; Podosporaceae
Exons: 2
Coding region: 1-2412 (803 amino acids)
Biological process (GO): protein phosphorylation; intracellular signal transduction
Cellular component (GO): nucleus; cytoplasm
Molecular function (GO): protein serine/threonine kinase activity; ATP binding
Source: RefSeq, a predicted model, not a curated record